This is a messenger RNA of Spodoptera litura, 1500 nucleotides long. NCBI's taxonomy places the organism in Eukaryota, Metazoa, Arthropoda, Insecta, Lepidoptera, Noctuidae. The record is from RefSeq and is a predicted model, not a curated record.
AUGAUUACUAAAGGCGGUAUCCGUAAAUAUAAAUUCAAGAAUAGCAAAAUCCGUCCGUUUAACACCAAGCCAGAAGGCAACAAAGGUGCGGUUUUUGGGUUUAGAACAAAGCCAAAUAUGAUCGCUUCUCGUGGUAUCGUGUUAACGUCUGAAGAAGCAUUGUGGGAAAACGAAGAUUGCCUAAGCCACUGGACACCGAACGUUUAUAGCUACGGCACAUAUGCUGACGAAGGUCGCACGAUUGUUAAAGGUCACUCAGAAAAAAACUUAAAACAAAUCAAUACGUUUGUAAUCGAUUUUGACAAAGUACCAGGAGAAAAACUCGAUGUGCAAAUGAUCUUAGAUGCUGCGUUGGAUCUAGAAUUACUUCCGACGUUGAUCUUAAAAACGCCAGGAGGCUAUCAAGCGUACUUUAUUCUGGAGAAUGCCUGGUUUAUUUCGUCUGUCAAAGACUACCAGUCAAUUGAAAUUGCGAAAAAAGUAUCAGAAAAUCUUAGAAAAGCCUUUGCUGAAACCUUGUCUUCAGUGGAUUUAGGGUGCAAUCAUUUUGGCAUUGCGCGUAUCCCACGUACCGAUAACGUUGCCUAUGUUUAUCCAGCAUUAACGCACGAUAUGCAAAAGUUUAUUGACUGGUCAAUGCGCUAUCAACCUGCGGAAACACAUGAAAAUAGACACUUGCGAAUUGUUCCUGAAGCUGGCGAAAUUCAACAAAUCAAAGAAAAAUGGGUCGAUAUCCUGUUAAAAAAUCCAGAAAUCGUGGGUCAAAAAGGUACUUUAGGACGUAAUAAUGCUGUAUUUACGCUAUCUUUGGCUUAUUAUGCGUCAGCUGUUGAAAUGGAUCGAUGCCUGGACGAUAUGGAUUUAUUCAAUAGCAAUCUAGACUAUCCUUUAGCGUCAAACGAAGUAUAUAAAAUCGUAACAAGCGCGUAUUCUGGCAAAUACAGAGGAGCUAACAAAGAGAAGGUAUUGGAGUUACUGGCAAACUGGGGCUCAGAAGCUCUCUCUGAAGACCAAUUAUUUACUCAAAAACGUAGCCACUGGUGCAAAUUCAAAAAAGAUCGAUCAGAACGAAAAAAAUCACACAUUCAUGAGUGGAAAGUCGAUAUUUUGAAUUACCUGGAGACACAAUGCUACCGGUACCGUCCGGAAAUUGAAAUUAGAAAGACUGAAAUUCAAGCAGCUAUUAGCUACACACAUCAAGGAGUGGAAAAAAAUAUUCCCAAACGAUCCCUGGACAAAGCAAUGAACGAAUUAAAAGCUGAAGGGAAACUAUUUAUCAAGAUAAAAGCCGGACGUGGAGGCGGAUUGAUCGUUGCGACAAGAAAAUCAUUGAUCCGUACCGUGAUCGUGGUCAACCGACACGUCAAAGAGGCGUAUAAAAAGUCGAUUAGAACAUUUUUUAGAGAAGCAGCGAUGUUAACUAAGAUGCUCGAAACAGGCUACAAAGAGGAUAAAACAGGGAUAUUUGAGGUGCAAUUAAAUCUAAGGGACACUGGCUAA